AUGCAACGCCUUUGGGUGCUCGAAACUGUCGACUGGAAACCCAACCCUAUUUCACCAGAUCAUCGAAUUUGUAAACGUCAUUUUAUAGCCACAACCCAUCAAGAUACUACUGGACGCAUAAUUGUGAGGCUGCCAUUUAAGGACAAUCCCGCUGCACUUGAAGCCUCAUUCGAUAUCGCUCGUCGCCGAUUCCUAGCAAUCGAACGCCGACUGUUGCAUUUGCCGGACAUUUACUCCCAGUACGUCUCGUUCAUGGAAGAAUACGAACGUCUUGGUCACAUGUCUGUAGUAAAAGCGCCGAAAUCAGAUGAACCACACUAUUACAUACCACAUCACUGUGUACUGAUACAUACAAGUACUUCAACAAAGUUACGAGUAGUGUUCGACGCCUCUUGCCAAACUACGACACAAACAUCGCUAAAUGACUUACUUUUAGUUGGACCAACUAUCCAAACAGAGCUGUACAGGUUGCUACUGCGCUUCCGUUUGUAUCGUUACGCUAUCACCGCAGAUGUCACUAAAAUAUACAGGCAAGUAUCUUUGAUUAAAAAUUAUCGUGAAUUUCAUUACAUUCUUUGGCGAGCUUCUGCAAACGUAGAUCUUCUCACAUACCAGCUCAACACUGUGACAUAUGGUACCGCCUCAGCUCCAUAUCUAGCAGUGCGAAGCCUUCACUACUUAGCAGAUAAGCAUGUGGCAGAAUUUCCAAUUGGCGCUGCGGCCGUAAAGAGUUCGUUCUAUGUUGAUGAUUUUCUAUGUGGUGCGGAUGACACAGAUGCCUUACACAGAUUAAAGGAAGAAGUUAUUGAGAUACUUCGCCGAGGACAGUUUCCUCUAUCCAAGUGGUGUUCCAAUCACCCAGAUUUCAUGGAUGGCCAAACUAUGAAAGAGCUAAGCAUUACCGACGAUUUUACAUCUAGUGCACUUGGGGUGACUUGGAAUCAACGCAACGACACGUUGUUAUUUUCAUUCACACCAAAGCAAGUUCACAAGUCUAUCACAAAGCGCACAAUACUGUCUAUCGCUUCAUCGCUUUUCGAUCCACUUGGAGUGCUUUCCCCACUCGUGAUAACCUCAGAAAUAAUUAUGCAGGAAUUGUGGCUGUUAAAAUUAGAUUGGGACGAGUCGGUUCCCCAACAUAUACACCAAGCCUGGAAUUGUUGCUUAGCAUCUCUUACCAGUUACACGUAUUACACCUGCACGCCCAUUUGA
This is a messenger RNA of Bactrocera neohumeralis, 1212 nucleotides long. RefSeq lists its product as uncharacterized. Bases 1 to 1212 code for a protein of 403 amino acids. The transcript has a single exon. The record is from RefSeq and is a predicted model, not a curated record. NCBI's taxonomy places the organism in Eukaryota, Metazoa, Arthropoda, Insecta, Diptera, Tephritidae.